UUCCUCUCACACACACACACACACACUCUCUCUCUCUCUCUCUAGUUUAUUUUUCAAUUUCAGUAAUGGCCCAUCUCAAACUUUUAGUAUCACUUUUUGUUUUGUUCUUCACUUUUACAUCUGCAAGAAAAAUUUCAUCUCAUGUUAAGUUUGAAAUUUCUACUAAUGGUUCUGCAACAAGGAAUUACACUCAUGUAUGUGACCCUCAAAGGUUUGCAGAUCAAGGGUUGAACAUGUCAUCAUUCCUUUACUGUGACAAGUUAAUCCCAUAUGAAAUCAGAGCCAAAGAUCUGAUUGAUAGGAUGACAUUGGCUGAGAAAAUGAAGCAGAUGGGAGAUCAAUCUCCUGGGGUCUCUAGACUUGGGCUUCCUCCUUACAAAUGGUGGUCUGAGAUCCUUCAUGGAGUUGCAGAUACUGGCUUUGGUACUAAAUUCAAUGAUGAAGUUCCUGGUGCCACAAGUUUCCCUACAGUUAUCCUCUCAGCAGCCACCUUCAAUGAAUCUCUAUGGAAGCUUAUAGGCCAGGUUUCAUCAACAGAAGCUAGAGCUAUGUAUAAUCUUGGAGCUGCUGGCUUGACCUUUUGGAGUCCAAAUAUUAAUGUGGUUAGGGAUCCUAGAUGGGGAAGAACCUUGGAGACUCCUGGAGAAGAUCCAUUUGUUGUUGGAAUUUAUGCGAUUAAUUUCGUUCGAGGUUUGCAGGAUAUUGAAGGAUUUGUUGAUGUGCCUAAUCCAAAUUCUAGGCCUCUUAAGAUUGGUGGAUGUUGUAAGCAUUUCACUGCUUAUGAUAUUGAUAAGUGGUAUGAAGUUGAUCGUCAUACUUUUGAUGCUAAGGUUGCUGAGAGAGAUAUGAUAGAGACUUUUAAUCGUCCAUUCGAGAUGUGUAUUCGAGAAGGAGAUGUUGUUAGUGUUAUGUGUUCCUUCAACAAUGUUAAUGGUAUCCCAGCUUGUAGUGAUCCAAAACUGUUAAGAGAGACUAUUAGAGGAGAAUGGGGUCUUAAUGGGUACAUUGUAUCUGAUUGCUAUUCAAUGGAUGUAAUACGUAAUAGACAAAAAUGGCUUAAUGAUUCAAAUGAAGAUGUUAUUGCAAAAUCAUUGAAUGCAGGUUUGGAUUUGGAAUGUGGAUGGUACUUCCAAGACUUUGGUGUAAAUGCAACUAUGCUUGGUAGAAUCAGAGAGGGAGAAAUUGAUAGGGCUUUGAAGAAUAACUAUGUUGUUCUAAUGAGACUCGGAUUCUUUGAUGGUAUCCCUUCACUCGAAAAACUUGGAAAGAAGGAUGUUUGCUCUGAUGAACACAUUGAGUUAGCUGCAGAUGCUGCCAGGCAAGGAAUUGUUUUGCUUAAGAAUGACAAUCAAACUUUGCCUUUCAGUUCUUCCUCAGUUAAGAGCAUUGCAGUGUUAGGACCUAAUGGUAAUGUCACUAAAACCAUGAUUGGAAACUAUGCAGGUAUUCCAUGCAAGUACAGUACUCCUAAGGAUGGAUUCUCUACCUAUGGAAAUGUGACUUUUGUAAAAGCAUGUGAAGAUGACACCCCUUGUACAAAGACUGAUGGCUUUCCUGCCGCUGUGGAGGCAGCAAAGAAUGCAGAUGCUACCAUCCUUGUUGUUGGCUUGGAAUUAAAGUUUGAGAGAGAGGAAUUUGAUAGAGUUGAUCUCAAACUUCCUGGUAACCAAACUGAUUUAGUCAAUCAGGUUGCCAGUGCUGCUAAGGGUCCAGUCAUUCUUGUGGUCAUGGCUGCAGGUUGUAUUGAUGUUUCUUUUGCUAAGCAAAACCCUAAAAUUCAGGCCAUUCUUUGGGUUGGUUAUCCUGGUGAGGAAGGUGGCCGUGCCAUGGCUGAUGUUGUGUUUGGAAAACACAAUCCAAGUGGAAAGUUGCCUCUUACAUGGUACAUUAAUGACUACACAGAUAAGUUGCCCAUGAAUUCCAUGUCCUUAAGGCCAGUUCCUGAACUUGGCUACCCUGGAAGGACUUAUAAGUUCUUCAAUGGUCAAACCCUUUAUCCUUUUGGUUAUGGCCUCAGCUACACUCAGUUCAAUUACUCAAUGGUAUCUUCUGCUCAUGCAUUUAACCUGAAAUUGGGAAAGCUCCAACAUUGCCGUGAUAUCGCUUAUGAGGAUGGUACCGCUAGGCCUCCUUGCCCUGCAAUUGUGGUAGAUGACAUAACUUGUGGCAAAGAGUUGGAUUUCAAGGUUGAUGUUAAAGUUCAAAAUGUGGGAAAUGUGGAUGGAGCCGAUGUUGUCAUCAUCUACUCAAAGCCUCCGGCGGGCAUCAAGGAAACUCAUAUCAAACAGGUUAUUGGGUUCCAAAGGGUGUUCUUGAAAGCAGGGGAGAGCAAGAUCUUGAAGUUUACAUUCAAUGCUUGCAAGAGCUUGAUGGUGGUGGACAAGACAGCUUAUAAGGUUUUGCCAUCCGGGGGCAACACGAUUGUGGUUGGAGAUGAUAAGCUCUUUUUACCAGUUCAUAUCAAUAUUGAGUCUUACCAAAACUAGAUGGUUACUUGGAUUGUUUAGGUUAGCUCAAGUUCUAAUUAUCUUGUUUUUUUCUCCUACUUCAGUAGGAAUUAGGAGUGGUUAUAUGUUCUGCAAUUCAAUAUGAUGGGAUCUGUUGAGUUUCUCAUUAAUUAAACGUUAAUUUUGAUAUUUGCAAUCA
Messenger RNA from Macadamia integrifolia, 2646 nucleotides. RefSeq names its product beta-D-xylosidase 3-like. Gene Ontology annotation, molecular function: xylan 1,4-beta-xylosidase activity; alpha-L-arabinofuranosidase activity. The record is from RefSeq and is a predicted model, not a curated record. The transcript is spliced from 6 exons. NCBI's taxonomy places the organism in Eukaryota, Viridiplantae, Streptophyta, Magnoliopsida, Proteales, Proteaceae. Gene Ontology annotation, biological process: xylan catabolic process; arabinan catabolic process. Gene Ontology annotation, cellular component: plant-type cell wall. The coding region runs from base 66 to 2486 and encodes 806 amino acids.